AUGGGGAACACUUCCUCCAUGCUCACUCAGUACGACAUAGAAGAAGUCCAAGAUCACUGCAAUCACAGCUUUUCGCAGCAGGAGAUAGUGUCGUUGUACCAGAGGUUCUGCCAGCUUGAUCGUAAUGGGUGUGGCUUCAUCUCGGCCGAUGAGUUCAUGUCGGUACCCGAAUUUGCCGUCAAUCCUCUCUCCCAGAGAUUGUUGAGAAUGCUGGAUGGAUUAAAUUUCAAGGAGUUUGUGGCAUUCUUAUCUGCUUUUAGCUCUCGGGCAAGCUUGCAGCAGAAAGUGGAAUUCAUUUUUAAGGUUUAUGACUCUGAUGGUAAUGGGAAGGUUACUUUCAAUGAAAUGCUGGACAUUUUGCGCGACUUGACUGGUCAAUUUAUUUCUAAACAUCAAAGAGAGGAAGUCCUUACCCAAGUUCUAGAGGAAGCAGGCUACACAAACGAUUCUUUGUUAGUUCAAGCAGACUUCAUGAAGAUUCUUGGCAACUCUGGUUUGAAGAUGGAAGUCGAGGUUCCAGUAGACUAG
Molecule: messenger RNA, 528 nt
Organism: Fraxinus pennsylvanica
Lineage: Eukaryota; Viridiplantae; Streptophyta; Magnoliopsida; Lamiales; Oleaceae
Source: the annotation of a GenBank genome assembly